Messenger RNA from Habropoda laboriosa, 750 nucleotides. RefSeq names its product ribosome maturation protein SBDS (gene Sbds). The transcript has 2 exons. Gene Ontology annotation, biological process: ribosome biogenesis; cytosolic ribosome assembly. The record is from RefSeq and is a predicted model, not a curated record. Lineage: Eukaryota; Metazoa; Arthropoda; Insecta; Hymenoptera; Apidae. The coding region runs from base 1 to 750 and encodes 249 amino acids.
AUGUCGAAAAUUUUUACACCUACGAAUCAAAUAAGAUUAACCAAUGUUGCCGUCGUUCGUAUGAAAAAAGCAGGAAAACGAUUUGAAAUCGCUUGUUAUAAAAACAAAGUUAUCUCAUGGAGAAAUAAACUAGAAAAAGAUAUCGAUGAAGUCUUGCAGACACAUACAGUAUUUAUAAAUGUUUCAAAAGGACAAGUUGCAAAGAAGGAAGACCUCAUAAAGGCUUUUGGUACAGAGAAUCAAACAGAAAUUUGUAAAGAAAUUCUUACAAAAGGAGAACUUCAAGUUUCUGAUAAAGAAAGGCAUUCAGCAUUAGAUUCUAUGUUUAAAGAUAUUGCAACAACUGUUGCUGAUAAAUGCAUAAAUCCAGAAACUAAACGUCCAUACCCAGUAACUAUGAUAGAAAAAGCUAUGAAAGAUAUUCAUUUUUCUGUAAAACCAAAUCGAAAUGCAAAACAACAAGCUUUAGAUGUCAUUCCUCAAUUAAAGACUGUAAUGCCAUUGGAUCGAGCUCAAAUGAGAGUCAGAAUCUUAGUCUCAGGCAAAGAAGCAAGAAAAUUAAGAGAUAAAAUAAUAAAAUUAGUAACAAAACUAGAAGCAGAAGAAUGGGACAAUGGAACGUUAAAUUUGAUUUGUUUGAUUGAUCCUGGACAUUAUAGAGAAAUAGAUCAAUUAAUAAGUAAAGUUUCUGGAUUAUUCGAAUUACUUAAUUUAAAAGAAAUUGUUGAAGGAGAUGAAAUUUUAGAAUAA